Messenger RNA from Neodiprion virginianus, 1281 nucleotides. RefSeq lists its product as uncharacterized. Bases 1 to 1281 code for a protein of 426 amino acids. Lineage: Eukaryota; Metazoa; Arthropoda; Insecta; Hymenoptera; Diprionidae. The record is from RefSeq and is a predicted model, not a curated record. The transcript has a single exon.
AUGGGCGCCAAAAACAUUCCCUUGAGCACAAAACGCGAGACGCUUUCUAAGAAAAUAGAAACAAUCCGAAGGGAAUUCGAAGACGAAACAGCUCAUACAGUUACAAAUUUGCGCUUUAAUAAAUUGGCAGAAUGGUUUAAAAUCUACGACAAACUUGCCGACAAACUUGAAAUGACAAGGCCCGAGGACCCAGAGGUAGUUCUUACUGAAGAAUUACGCACAAAUUAUUACGAGCUCUCCAGUAAAAUAUUACAUGCCAAUCAAGCAAGAGCCGCGGCUGAAGACUUGCUUAACAAGGGUACACUCAAUAACUCAACCAAUAAUAACACAACGACUGAUACACACCGUCGUGCUGAACUCCCCACGACUGAAAUACCCAAAUUUGACGGUAAUUUUGAAAAUUGGCUUUCUUUUAAAAACAAGUUCCAGACUAUGACGGAAAAACGUGAAGACGUUGAAGAUAUUGACAAAUUCAUAUACCUCUGCGGAGCAUUGCACGGCGCAGCAUCACACAAACUCUCGCUUUUCGAUGCAAGCGCAGAAAACUAUCAAAGGGCUUGGGCUCUUUUAACUGACACUUAUCAGAAGGAACGUCCGCUAGCAUAUAAACAUUACGAUGCUCUAUUGCAUCUCAAUCCCAUAUCUAAUCCGACUAAUGAAAAUCUUACUAAACUCAUAGACGAAGCUCGCCAACACUUGAAUUGUUUAGAUACAUUAAAGGCAAAACCGACCGAGGCAUUUGUGGUGCGCGUACUUGAACUUAAAUUACCAAUAGAAAUUAGAGAUAAAUGGGAGGAGACCUUUGACGAUGACAAUAUUCUUCCAACCUUUGAACUCUGUAGUAAAUUCGUGACAAAAACAGCCUUCCGGCUUAGCUCACGCAAACCAGAAUCACACACUAACUCAUUCAAACGACGACGUGAUCAAACUGGCAACCCUCGCAAAUACCAAAGGACCGAACACACAACACGGGCACUUGUAACAUCAAUCUCUAUCACCUGUGCUGAUUGCAAGGGUUCUCAUCCUCUUUACAAAUGUCCUCACUUCAACACACUGACAGUUGAUCAACGAGUUAAAUUCGUCAAAUCAGCUCGACUCUGCCAAAACUGCAUGCGGAACCACAAGGGGGCUUGUACCUCUAUUAGAUGCAAAACCUGUAACAAAUUCCAUCACACCAUGUUACAUUAUCCACGAAACACAAUUGAUCAAUACACUGGUACCAAUACACAAAGAAUCCAAACACCUGCUACUGCAGCCGCCGACAAGAGCGCGACAACCUGA